This is a messenger RNA of Punctularia strigosozonata HHB-11173 SS5, 4411 nucleotides long. Its product is annotated as glycoside hydrolase family 35 protein. Gene Ontology annotation, cellular component: vacuole. Bases 1 to 3060 code for a protein of 1019 amino acids. Gene Ontology annotation, biological process: carbohydrate metabolic process. The transcript has 24 exons. The record is from RefSeq and is a predicted model, not a curated record. NCBI's taxonomy places the organism in Eukaryota, Fungi, Basidiomycota, Agaricomycetes, Corticiales, Punctulariaceae. Gene Ontology annotation, molecular function: beta-galactosidase activity.
AUGGUCGCCUCGCUUUCGCAUCUCUUCGGUGCGAGCGUCCUACUAUUCUCUACCGUCUGGUGUGCGCUUGCCACGCCGCAGCUACUACCACGCAACUCGACGGGCUUGAGGAACGCUGUCACUUGGGACGAGCAUUCGCUUUUCAUCAACGGCGUCCGCACCUUCAUUCUCUCAGCGGAAUACCACCCAUGGCGACUACCAAACCCUAACCUGUGGUCCGAUGUCUUCCAGAAGAUAAAAGCAAAUGGCUUCAACACAGUCUCGUUCUAUGUGGAUUGGGCCGUUCAUUUCCCGACUCCCGAUACGAAUGGGGGUGCAGGUGACUGGCAAGCCGGGACGUACCGGGAUCUUCAGAGGUUCAUCGACGACGCCAAGGACGCAGGGCUGUGGCUCAUUGCCCGCCCUGGACCGUACAUCAACGCUGAGACGUCGGGAGGAGGUUUCCCCGGGUGGCUUGGUAAUAUUGAAGGAGCUUUGAGGACGGAUGCCGAGGAUUAUCAUCAGGCUUGGGUCCCAUAUCUCACUGCGGUAUCCAAGAUCAUUGCGAAGAACCAAGUCACGAACGGGGGCCCGAUUAUCUUGGUACAAGCGGAAAACGAGUUUAGCGAGGGAUCGACCCGGAGUCCGUACAUGCAGCAAGUCAUUGAUUUGCACCGCGCAAAUGGCGUUGUCGUCCCAAUCAUCCAUAACGACCAGCAUGGAGGAACCACGGGUAACUUCAGUCCGGACCAGCCGGGCGAGGGCGACGUCAAUAUUUACUGUGGUGAUUCGUAUCCUCAAGGCACGACACGCUGGAACCAAGUGCAGCCGUAUUCAUACUAUUAUGGUGGCCACAAAGCCGUAGCUCCUAGCAAUCCGCUGUGCCUUGCCGAGUUCGGCGGAGGUUGGCUGCAGGGGUGGCAAGGGACAACCAGGGGUGGAACGGGAUAUGAGAGGUUCACGUACGAUUUGACCGGUCCGAACUAUGAGGACAUUUUCUACAAGGAAAACUACGCCCAAACUGCCACUAUCCUGAAUAUCUACAUGUUAUUUGGCGGUACGAACUGGGGACAUACGUAUGAGCCAACGGUCUAUUCAAGCUACGAUUACGGUGCUGGAAUCAACGAGAAUCGCAUUGCUACACAAAAGAUGAACGAGAUGCGAACGCAAGGCUACUUUCUCCGCGUUUCUCCGGACCUGCUUGCAUCGAACUUCAACGGCAAUGGAACGAACUACACCACGAACUCUUUGCUGUAUGCUGUCGAGCUGCGCAACCCCGACACGGGAGCAGCUUUCUACUUUGUCAGACAUUCUGACUCAACCUCGACUGCUGUAACAUCGGGCCAAUUGAGCGUGAACACGCUAGAAGGCGUAUUCACCGUGCCGCAGAACGGCUCACUGACUAUCUCCGGGCGCGAAUACAAAAUUCUUCCUACCGACUAUAUCUUCGGUUCGCAGAAGACGAAGAUAAUAUACACGACGGCUGAGAUUCUGACAUGGACCACCAUGGACUCGACCGACUUCCUGAUACUCUACGCGCCUAAGGGAGAAACCGGAGAAACGGUUUUCUCCUUCGCGUCCGCACCUAGGGUAGACCUCUCGAGUGCACCGGGGGCUUCGUCGCGUUUUGCGAACUCUACGUUGAGGUUGAACUAUGUCCUGAAUGGACUCGGUGUCAUCAAAUUCAAUCAUGGUCAAAAACAAACCGUAAUCAUUCUGAUGGACAAGGACGCAGCAUUCACCUGGAGCGCGCCCGUGCUCGCGGGAAGUGGACCAUUUGGUAGCCACUUCGGAGUCGGGACGAAUGCUACCGUUUUUGUUGGCGGGCCGUACCUCGUCCGAACAGCUACUACGUCCGGGGGCACCCUCAAAUUAACGGGCGAUAACAAUGGUACCACGAGCAUCGAGUUCUUCGCGCCAUCCGCUGUGUCGAGGCUAUCGUGGAACAGCAAAAGCGUCCCGGUUUCCAGAACCCCGUAUGGCUCGUACAAAGGCACUCUAGGGACCGUGAAGACGGUCACGCCACCCAGUCUCGGUUCAUGGAAGGUUAUCGGAAGCUUGCCCGAGGUUGAGCCCGGAUUCGACGACUCGAGCUUCAUCACAUGCAGUCAGACAGCCACGAACUACACCCUUGCCCCGCUCGCUGGAGAUAAGGUUCUCUACUCUCAGCAGUAUGGUAUUUACGGCGGCAACCUAAUCUGGCGUGGUCACUUCAACGCCUCCGGGCAGGAGCAAGCCGUAAAUUUGACGGUUCAGAGCGGCUUCGGCCAUGGUUAUUCCACCUGGCUGAACGGCGUGUUCCUCGGCUCCAGCCAAGGCAACUCCACCGUCAGCUUGACCACCGAUAUAUGGAAUAUUCCCAACGGUACCUUGAGAAUUGGUCAGGACAACGUUUUGACAGUUCUUCAAGAUCACAUGGGGAUCGUGGAGACGAGCACGAACAGUGGUAAAGAACCACGGGGCAUUCGAGGAUACUCCAUCAUCGGAGGUAACACGACCUUCAAUACGUGGAAGCUACAAGGAAAUCAGGGAGGCGCUGCUGGAACGCCGGAUACGUUCCGAGGUUAUAUGAACGAAGGCGGACUCUACGCUGAGAGGAUUGGCGCUCAUCUACCGGGCUUCCCUGACGCGGCAUGGGCGGCGGGAUCGCCCCUUGCGAUCUCCGGAGGCGGUCUGAGCGGACCCGGUGUCAACUUCUACCGCACUCAGUUCAAUCUGAACCUCCCAAGCCACACGGACGUGCCGAUUAGGCUGUCCAUCGCCCCGAGCGAUAUCACCUCCAACUUCCGCGUGCAGAUAUAUCUGAACGGGUGGAUGCUGGGAAAAUACAUCAAUAACUUCGGCCCUCAGACUGAUUUCGUGUUACCUGCUGGGAUCCUACUCCCGAACGCGGAAAACACUCUGGCGAUAUCGCUGUGGUCCCUCGAUUCUGCCGGCGCAUCGCUCGCUGGGUUGAGCCUCAUCUCUGACGGCACGUUUGCCACGAGUCUCGGUUCUGAGAUUGCGGAUUGGACUGCGGCACCCAAUUACGCCGCUCAGAAGAGUAAGCGUCCCAGCCCGACGUACGUCAAACCACUGUAAGAGUUUGAUCGAUCAUGUUGUGUGACCAGUCGCCGUAAAAGCUGUAUGGGAGGGAAUGUUGCUUCCUGCAAACAAAUACAUAGCUUGCAUAAAACGGCAUUACACAUGAAAUCCGAAUGAGAACAUCAACUGCGCUAACCGCGGAUCCGCAGCGUGUGCCGGGGUCCGCAUUGCACCUGCCCCAGGGGACGCCCGUUUUUGUCCAGCUUGAUGGUGGACGAAGACGCCCUUUGCUCUGGUGGGAGCAAGUCAUCUGUCGUUUUCCGUUUCUUCUUGGCCGUUGGCCCUGGCAAAGUCCAGUCUGCCCGGUAAGCCGCCUGAUCUGGCCAUAUAAGGUCCCCGUGGGCUUUCGUGGACGCAUCGGCCUGGUCUUUGGUUUUGGGCGCAGUUGAAAGCUUUCUCGGUGAACUCGAUGACGGCCCGGUGAUGUAUUCACGGGAUGGCGAUACGGCCGACAUGGACACGCCUUCAGCGAGGACAUCGAGACUGGCGUCUACACGUUCCGCAGCUACAUUGGACGGCAUGUUCUCCUUGCCCGUGGGCGUAGCCCAUGCCCUGUGUGUUGUUGCAACCUCGGAUCCCGAGCUCAUACGCUUAAGUUCCUCUUUCGCAGCCUUGACCUUCUGCUUGUAUUCCUCGCUGAUCUUCUUAUGCCGCACGAGUGUGACCUUCAGGCUCGCAAUCUCCUGGUCUUUCUCCUUCAGAGCAGCCCACUUUGCUUCUUCCUCUCGCUUUGCCCGUAGCUUCGCGUCUGACGCCUGCUCCUGGAGCAGCUGAUUCUGUCGUUCGAGUCCCUGUGCCUUCUCCUGCCACCGCUUUGCUCCUUCGACAGCGCUGUUGCGUUCGUGGUGGAGCCGCGCACAUCGCUGCUCCAAUCGCUCGGCAGCCUCCGCGGUCUCUGCGAGGACUACUUGCAGAUCGAGCUGACCAGCUUCAGCUUCUUUCAUCCCUUUUAUUCUCUUCUUCAGAUCCCUGACCUCCUUGCGGGCGUCCCUGAGCUGCGCGUCCAUUUCCGUCCUCGCAUCCCGAUCUCGUGCAGCUUCCGCGAACAUGGGUGCGAUGCGUGAUUUGAAAUCUUCGAUGGCCCGCAGUAGUGUACUCUCUACGUUGUUCGAUGCGAGUCCGCCUGCUACGCGAGACAGUUCUUCGCCAGCUCUGGCAACACUCCGAAGCUCGGACCCUGCACCCAUUCGCGCCAUUCGCUGAGCUACAUGAUUUGCAUGUCGCACGACGGCAUCCGGAAUGACCUCAUCCUCUUCCGGUUCGAUUGGAUCAGAGGCCACCAACUCGAUAAAGAUGUUACAAGGUCCAAUGUCGCGUAGAGUGCUUGGGCGGCGACAAUUUGGGCAAU